GGAUAUUGAGUUACAGGAACUUGAAUUCAUCACGAUGCCGGCGACGGUGCGGACGGAGAGUACGGAACAUUUGAUCACGGAGAACACGGAACAGAUUGACGCGGAGAGUACGAUGACUUCGAGUGCGGAAAGUACGCAGCAGUCGGACGGUGCUGAGACGGGCGAGAGCAGCAGUAGCAGCGCAGUGACGACCACAGAUGUCGAGCCGAGGCCUGAGACACCGCGUUCGGCGCAGGCUCAAAGAGCUUGGAGUCGUUUUGAGUAAGAGUCGUCGCGCCAGUGAUGAAUUGUCGUUCAGCUCUUUUUGCCGUUGGCGAAUACUCCAGGGUUGGAAAUCGGAGAGAGAGAAAAAGAGAGGUGUUUGAGAGGGAGUGAGUUGGCC
This is a messenger RNA of Aaosphaeria arxii CBS 175.79, 382 nucleotides long. RefSeq lists its product as uncharacterized. The transcript has a single exon. The record is from RefSeq and is a predicted model, not a curated record. The annotation marks the transcript as partial. NCBI's taxonomy places the organism in Eukaryota, Fungi, Ascomycota, Dothideomycetes, Pleosporales.